AUGUUUGAUAUUUAUUAUCAAAACUUCCGUGGAAUGAACACAAAACUGAACGACAUACGCUUGGCGUCACUACAAUCAAACUACGACAUGAUAGUGGCGACAGAAACUUGGUUAGACCAAUCCGUCGUUGACGGCGAGUUAUUUUCCAACCGUUACAACAUUCACAGAAGAGACCGUCAUUCAACCUCGCUAUCACAUAAAUCAGGUGGAGGUGUUUUGGUUGCUGUAUCUGAUAGAUUCGAGUCACGCCGAAUAGAGCACUAUGAAAGUAUUUACGAAGACCUCUGGAUUAAUAUAAAGUACGUCAACAACGGGGUAUCAAAAAAUUUAUUGGUCUGCGUCCUGUACUUACCGCCAGCGGUAUCCGUUAACACCUUGAAUGCGGUUCUGGACAAUAUCAGCUCCAUUAUGCAGUCAUACCGGGGAGAUGUUUUAAUUCUGGGUGACUUUAACUUGGGCUCCAUCAACUGGACAAGAAACGAUAAUAGCACUACGCGUUGUUUGCCUUCGAACUAUAGUAAUGAAUUAGGCUUCUCCUUGGUUGACUUUCUCUCGUUGAAUAAUCUCGUUCAAUGCAACAGCAUAGAAAAUCACAAUGGACGUGUCUUAGACUUGGUGUUAGCUAACUUCGAAAACAUUAAAGUAACUAAUUCCCUUGACCUAUUAAGUAAAUUGGACCCGCACCAUCCGGUGUUAGACAUAGAAAUUACAGAAAUUGAUAACACGGUCUUAAUAAGUAAACCAGUCAUUAGGUAUUGUUUUCAAAAAGCGAACUAUAGCACUGUUCUUUCAGAACUGAGACGAGUAGAUUGGGAUUAUGAACUUGUAAACUGUGAAGAUGUCAACGUCAUGGUUCAAAAAUUUUAUCUCAUCCUCAAUAAAAUAAUUAAUUCAACUAUCCCUAAAUCAAGACCGAAAAACCGUAUACAUCCUGUUUGGUUCACACCUAAUUUGUUAAAGCUCAUAUCUGAGAAAGAAAAAAUAAGACGAAAACUUAAAAUUCACAGUAAUCCAAGAGAUGAACUCGAACUUACAUUAGCUAAGAACCGGUUCGAUUCAUUAAUGAAAAAAUGCUACUCUCACUAUAUCAUGGGUACUGAACAGGCUAUCUCAAAAGCACCUAGAAUUUUGGUCUUACGUAAAACAGCGAAAGGAUGCAACUACCCAAAUCCCUUCCCAAAUGUCACUUGGCAAUAUAACAGCAAAUUCUGGCAAUGA
Molecule: messenger RNA, 1218 nt
Organism: Pararge aegeria (speckled wood butterfly)
Lineage: Eukaryota; Metazoa; Arthropoda; Insecta; Lepidoptera; Nymphalidae
Exons: 1
Coding region: 1-1218 (405 amino acids)
Molecular function (GO): catalytic activity
Source: RefSeq, a predicted model, not a curated record